CUGAAAAUUGAAAAGAGGUGGCCUGUUUGCCUUUGCCUUUGCCUUUGCCGGUGCGUGCUCCUUGCUCUUUCGUCCCACCUCCGCAUAUUGAGCCUAGGUUUUCUCCCGCCCCAUCAAAAAUUUGGUCUUCCCUAUUUAUUUUUGCAAAUCUAAAAUUAAAAUUAAUUAGUUUUGUGUGCAGUGCAGCUUCAUUUUUAUGGUUUUAUUUUAUUAUUAUAGGGAAACAAUGGUUUGUUCUACUUUUGUUUGUUUUUCUUAUUGGAAGAAAAAGCUAGAUCUGUUUGUUAAGAUCCACUAAUCCUAAGAAUUUAAGACCAACAAAAAAAGAGCCUCAAAUCAUUUUUAUCUGAUUCAAAACUGAAUCACUCAAAAUACCAACACAAGAUACACACAUACGUAGGCAUAUUUAAAAAAAUACGUACAUACAUUUAAAAUAUAGAGUGAGAUAUAUUGAAGCAUGUGGAGAAGGUUGCGGUGGUGCGAGGCUUUGAAGCAGGGCGUGUCUGCGGCCGUUGGGAGGAGGCUUCCGUCUUCUCCGCUGAACCCGCUGCUGUUGCGAGAAGCGACAUUGAGAACCAAUUCAGUAUUCCGUGGUACAAAAAGUUGGUUAUCUUUAUCAUCUGAUGCCAAUGCAACCUCAGAUUCCAAAAAGGCAGGAACAGGAGUGGACAGCGUAACAUUUGCGGAGGCCAAGAAGCUGAUGGGGCUGGUCAACGUGGAAUCACUCAAGACCAAGCUAGGGAUGGAAGGCAAAGAAGUGAUCGGCUACUCGGAGUUGUUAACGGCGUGCAAGAGCAUGGGCAUUGCCAAAUCUCUGGACGAGGCCAUCGCUUUUGCACUUGUUCUCGAUGAGGCAGGCAUCGUACUUCUAUUCCGCGACAAAGUUUAUCUUCAUCCUGAUAAAAUUGUCGCCUUACCGAACUUGCCGAGCUAGAUCAGUGGAGGAGCACACAUUAUCCUAAGAUGGUAGUUAUGUCCAAUUUGAGUCUAGAUUAUGUAGUAUGUACAUAAGGGCUUUCAGUUUACAAAUGUGUUGGAAAAAUCUCAGUUUGAAAAUGAUUUUCUUGCACAAUGGGAAAUUAAAAUUUUGAAAAAUUAUCUAGUUUGUGAUAUUUAUAGCAAUAAACCUUAACCAAAUUCAUACCC
Molecule: messenger RNA, 1146 nt
Organism: Gossypium raimondii (Peruvian cotton)
Lineage: Eukaryota; Viridiplantae; Streptophyta; Magnoliopsida; Malvales; Malvaceae
Product: calcium uniporter protein 6, mitochondrial
Exons: 2
Coding region: 458-934 (158 amino acids)
Biological process (GO): calcium import into the mitochondrion; mitochondrial calcium ion homeostasis
Cellular component (GO): mitochondrial inner membrane; uniplex complex
Molecular function (GO): uniporter activity; calcium channel activity
Source: RefSeq, a predicted model, not a curated record